Messenger RNA from Prosopis cineraria, 3010 nucleotides. RefSeq names its product mitogen-activated protein kinase kinase kinase 5. Gene Ontology annotation, biological process: protein phosphorylation. Bases 235 to 2250 code for a protein of 671 amino acids. The transcript has 11 exons. NCBI's taxonomy places the organism in Eukaryota, Viridiplantae, Streptophyta, Magnoliopsida, Fabales, Fabaceae. Gene Ontology annotation, molecular function: protein kinase activity; ATP binding. The record is from RefSeq and is a predicted model, not a curated record.
UGGUUGCCCUUCCAGACACAGAAACAGAGGACGAGCCAGAAGGAGAAACAUAUCCCAACAAACUCAUUCUCCCUCUCUCCAAGACCUAUAUCCAUGCCUGACCAUCAUUCUCCUCUCGCUUUCGCAUAUGGCUUAUCUUCUCGCUUUGGACAGCAGUUCUCUGCCACCUGCCGAUCUUUGUGCUCCUCCUCUGCUACAAUGAUUCAAUGAACCCAUUCUCUUUGCCGGAUCGCCAUGCGUUGGUUACCUUCCCUGUCCUUUUCCCAUUCUAAUGGUAUCAAAUCCUCCUCUGCCUCUUCUUCGCUUUCCACCUCCGACGGUGACCACCCUAAGAAGUCCACCGAUUCCACUCGCGGUUCUGGUGGCGUCUGGCCUUUCGGUACUGGCAAAAAGACUGGCCGCUUCAAGAAGCUUCGACAUAUUGCCGACAGCGAUGGCAAAUCCCCUCCCAGGUGGCAUGAUUCCGAUGAUGACGCCCUUGUGCCUUUGGCUCAUUCCCCGACGCCCUUCGAUCGCCAAUUCAAUUGUUCCAAUACAUCCUCUUGCGUUUCCCCCUCCAUCUCGCCUCAACCCUUGCCCUUGCCGGACUCCGCGCUUUCUCGCCAGAGAGACGCUGAUUACCCUUUACCUUCCCCGAAAGACGUGCCAGGGCCCAGCAGCGCUGCCAAAGGGGUCGUGGAGCACGAUCAAGUUGCAGGCGUGAUGGUCGGUGUCUCCUCUGUUUUUCGAAUUCGGAGUGUGUUUGCUAGCUCAGGCUCAAGAAAGAAUAAGGCACUUGCGGAAACAGUAUCCUCGGGGAUGAUGCGUCGGGAUCUAAGUGUUGGUGAAAGUAAUCAAGAUAGUUUCUGCAUCAGCGUCCCAACUAGGAGUGCUCCAGCUAGUCCUCUGAUCAGUCCCUUGGUGAGCCCGAACAAUGGGAGAUAUAGUGAUUUCGUUCAAUAUCAUUAUGUGUGUCCCCCACCAAAUCAAUAUUGGUCGGCACCGGAGAUGGUUACAUCCGAUGCAUCAUCAGGAACGACGCCUCCUGCAUUAUUUGAUUUACCUGCAUUAUCCACUGAUACUUCUCCUCAUCACAGUCCACGGGGCAGAAGUCCUAAUCAAAAUCUUAAAUGCCGUAGUGGAGCUUCCUCACCCGUGCGUCCCAGGUUAUCCCUCGAGACCUCAGUAGCGCGUCGUGACUUCAAUGCCCCUGCUCUCAAUGUUCACCCCUUACCAUUGCCUCCUGGGGCGCCCUUGCUUUCCCCCUCCCCUAAAUUAUCCCCGACUGUGCCCAAGUUAGAGUCCUCCUCAAUGAAAAGCCAAUGGCAGAAAGGGAAACUAAUUGGGCGUGGUACAUUUGGAAGUGUUUAUGUCGCCACCAAUAGAGAAACUGGAGCAUUAUGUGCUAUGAAGGAAGUAGAAAUAUUUCCCGAUGACCCCAAAUCUGCUGAGUGUAUAAAACAGUUGGAGCAGGAAAUCAAACUUCUUAGCCAGCUGAAACAUACAAACAUUGUGCAAUAUUAUGGCAGUGAAAUCGUUGAAGACCGGUUUUAUAUUUAUCUGGAAUAUGUCCAUCCUGGAUCAAUUAAUAAAUAUGUCCGUGAACAUUGUGGUGCCAUAACAGAAUCUGUUGUACGUAACUUUACUCGUCAUAUUCUUUCCGGGCUGGCUUACUUGCAUGGCAAAAAAACAAUUCAUAGGGACAUCAAAGGGGCUAACCUGCUUGUCGAUUCUGCUGGGGUUGUUAAGCUUGCUGACUUUGGGAUGGCCAAGCACCUCGCUGGACAUGCAGCUGAUCUUUCUUUGAAGGGAAGCCCAUACUGGAUGGCUCCUGAGCUUAUGCAGGCAGUGAUGCAAAAAGACAACAGCUCUGAUCUAGCUUUAGCUGUUGACAUUUGGAGCUUGGGUUGUACAAUCAUAGAGAUGCUCACGGGGAAGCCUCCAUGGAGUGAAUAUGAAGGAGCUGCGGCUAUGUUUAAGGUUAUGAGGGAAGCUCCUCCUAUACCGGAGACAUUGUCAUUGGAAGGUAAGGACUUCCUAAGGUGCUGCUUUAAGAGAAAUCCAGCAGAGCGGUCAACUGCUUCAGCUUUACUUGAACAUCGGUUCUUGAAAAAUGCACAACAGCCAGAUGUUACAUAUUCCAUGCAGUCUCACAAUGGAAUAAACUUGAUGGACAAACCCCAUAGUCCCAGAGGGCAAUCUGAAUAUUUAUCUGAUCAGUUGCUUGCUACCGGCUUGCAAAUUGCAAAAGGGAAAGCCAGCGAGAGAUGACUAGAUGGACAGAAGCCUCAGUGUAACUUUUGACUUAACAUUGGUGUCAGAGUGAUUCCUUCCUUGCAAAACCCCUGAGCACUUUGUAUUUUUGCCUACAUACUCAGGCUGCAAGACACAACCGAAACCCUUCCAUGAUUGUCUUUGGCUACAUCGAAAUAGUAAUAGUAAGAAUGGUAUUCCUAAAUAACUACACUUAGGGAAGUUAUCAAUCACUAUUCCAGAGACUUGGACCCGUCAAUGUAUCAUAGUUUACCUGGACACUCUUGUUGGUGAGUUGCAGCUAUUGCCUAGUAAGCUUAUUUCCCCCAGUUUCUCAUUGAUGCCCUUUUGCCUCAAUGAAAGUACGAGGGCUUCUUCAGUCUGGAAGUUAUACUGCGCGAGAAUAGAAGCAGUUUUUGUGCAAUAUUACAUAGAGCUCUUCAGCAGUAACAGAAGUUCUGGAAGUUUUGUGCAAUAUUAUAAAGCAUACAUGUUUCUCCUGACAGUAGAAUGGAGUCCAAAUGGAGCAUGUACGCAUUAGUAAACAUCCUGCUCGCCCUCUCGCUUUCAUAGGGAUUUUGAUGUGGCAGCUUUAUUGGCACUGUCACUUGCCAGUGCUAGUUUAAUAGAUUGGCGUUGUACAUUGUAAUAAGGUCUAUUUCAAUAUCUUUAGUUUUGGAAGCUGGUGUUUUCUCUGGUUACUGUCAGGAUACCCUGCAUAAAAUUUUAGCGCACUCUAAUCCAACAUCAUGGAUGAAUAAAUUGUUGAUUCUUUUCA